AGAAUGCAUUGCUUCCCUAUUUCAAACUGUGCAAGCAACUCCACAGCCUAUUCCAACCCAGGUUACUGGGACAAUACCUGAGUGGAUAAAUGGCAGCCUGCUGCGUAACGGACCUGGCAAAUUUGAGUUUGGGAAGGACAAAUAUAACCACUGGUUUGAUGGAAUGGCGUUGAUGCACAAAUUCACCAUUCAGAAUGGUACUGUGACCUAUAUGAGCAAAUUUCUUGAAAGUGACUCCUAUAAAAUAAACCAAAGUCAAAAUCGAAUUGUGGUCUCUGAGUUUGGAACAUUGGCAAUGCCGGAUCCGUGCAAAAGCGUAUUCCAGCGCUUCAUCUCUACCUUCGAACUUCCAAGCGUUACUGACAACGGGAAUGUCAAUUUCAUGCAAUACAAAAAUGACUUCUAUGUCAGCACAGAAACUAAUCUGAUGCACAAAAUAGAUCCAGAAAUAUUAGAAACCAAAGGACAGGUUGAUUGGAGCAAAUAUAUUGCUGUAAAUGGGGCAACUGCGCAUCCUCAUUAUGACCCUGAUGGGACAGUGUACAACAUGGGAAAUUCCUAUGGAAAACAUGGAACAAUGUACAACAUUAUUCGAAUCCCUCCUCAGCGGUCAGCAAAGGAAGACGCCAUACAGGGGGCAGAGGUGGUGUGCGCCAUACCAGCCGACGAGAGACUCAAACCAUCUUAUUAUCACAGCUUCGGAAUGACGGAAAACUACAUUGUGUUUAUCGAACAGCCAAUCAAAAUGAAUUUACUUAAAAUUAUCACUGGCAAAAUAAGUGGCUCUGCUAUAUCUGACUGCAUAACCUGGGAACCAACGUAUGACACAGUAUUUCAUGUGAUCAACAAGCAAACCGGGGAGCUGCUCCCUGUGAGUUUCCGUACCAGGCCGUUUGCAGCAUUUCAUCAGAUCAAUGCAUAUGAAGACCAGGGCUGCAUAAUAAUGGACCUCUGCUGUCAGGAUGAAGGAGGAGCUAUUCACAUCUACCAGCUGCAAAACCUACGCAAAUCUGGGCAAGCUUUAGAUGAGGUCUAUAAUAAAGUUGCGAGGCCAUUUCCGCGGCGAUUUGUUUUACCGCUGAAUAUCAACAGCAACACACCAGUAUAUAAAGACUUGAAUCAUUUAAAUUAUACAACGGCCACUGCAGUUAAACGAGCCGAUGGAACGGUGUGGUGCACUUAUGAAAGUCUUCACAACAAAUGCCUGGAGGAACUGGGAGGCUUAGAAUUUCCACAAAUCAACUACUCCAUGUAUAAUACCAAGAAGUACCGCUACUUUUAUGGAUGUGGAUUUCAACAUCUUGUGGGAAGCUCAUUACUAAAAGUGAACGUAGAAACGAAGGAUCUGAUGAUUUGGCAAGAAGACGGGUUUUAUCCCUCAGAACCAGUAUUUGUACCCAGGCCCGGGGCACAUGAAGAAGAUGAUGGGGUAAUCCUCUCUGUGGUAAUUACUACACGUCAGGACAAAAGGAUUUUCCUGCUCGUUAUAGACGCUAAAACCUUUACAGAGAUUGGCAGAGCUGAGAUUUCUGUGCACGUGCCUUAUGGAUUCCACGGUGUCUUCAUACCAAAUAAACCAUGAAAUGUUCAUUCUUCUGAGUAAACUGUAUCUUCCAGAAAGCCAAAUGAGCCUACCAUGUUUUUAGGCUUUCUUAGCCCUAAUCUA
This is a messenger RNA of Bombina bombina (fire-bellied toad), 1666 nucleotides long. RefSeq names its product carotenoid-cleaving dioxygenase, mitochondrial-like. NCBI's taxonomy places the organism in Eukaryota, Metazoa, Chordata, Amphibia, Anura, Bombinatoridae. The record is from RefSeq and is a predicted model, not a curated record. The transcript is spliced from 11 exons. Gene Ontology annotation, molecular function: beta-carotene 15,15'-dioxygenase activity; carotenoid dioxygenase activity. The coding region runs from base 164 to 1582 and encodes 472 amino acids. Gene Ontology annotation, biological process: carotene catabolic process; retinal metabolic process. Gene Ontology annotation, cellular component: mitochondrion.